Molecule: messenger RNA, 501 nt
Organism: Metarhizium brunneum ARSEF 3297
Lineage: Eukaryota; Fungi; Ascomycota; Sordariomycetes; Hypocreales; Clavicipitaceae
Source: RefSeq, a predicted model, not a curated record
AUGGCUUCGGGAGCCUUUUUCGACCCCUUGGUGGCGUUGCGGGCGCUGCCUCUCGUCUCAUCGACGUGCACCCUGCUCUUUGGCUGGGACCAAACAUUCUUCCUGGGCAUCAUGAACCGACCCGAGAACCGGGCCAAAAGCAAACCCCUGCUGCAGUCGUACUUUAACACCUUUUUUUACCGCGGUCUGCCCUUUGUGGUUGGCGCCAUUGGCGUAUCGACCUGGAGCGGCGUCGGCAACCUUUUCGCACAGCGUUCCGUGCUGCAAUCUCGCCAGUCGUUUUGGUGGUACGCUGCUGGGACAAUCGCCGCCGCAAGUCAUUUGCUAUUCGUGCCGCUGAUUGCGCCCAGUGUCAGAGACAUGAUGGACGGGAAGGAGCAGACGGAUGCCAACGACUGCCUGGAUGAGUGGCUCCGUGUGAAUAAUGUUCGGACUUUGACUGUCGACUUGCUGGCGUGGGGGGCAUUCAUGGUGGCGGCGGGAAAGACUCUAUGUCAUUAG